Molecule: messenger RNA, 1116 nt
Organism: Monoraphidium neglectum
Lineage: Eukaryota; Viridiplantae; Chlorophyta; Chlorophyceae; Sphaeropleales; Selenastraceae
Exons: 7
Coding region: 1-1116 (371 amino acids)
Source: RefSeq, a predicted model, not a curated record
AUGCUCAUCCAAACCUCGGACGCCGACCCGGUCCCAGCCCCCGCCAGCCUCGGACCCCACGAACCCCACCCGGCUGCGCGCCACAGCCGCUCCGCCGCGGCCGCGGCCGCGACUGCCGCCGCGCUGUGGCCCUCCCUCCGCUUCCGGCCGCCGCCGCUGCCUGGCGGGCCAGCUGCAGCCGGCGGCGGCGCAGCGACAACCUCGGACGGCGGCAAGGUUGGUGCUGUCGCGGAGUCCGAGGCUUGGUCUCAGCUGUCGGAGCUGUACGUGUCCCUGGGGGAGCAGGACAUCGCAGAGGGCCUCAUGGCGCGCCAUCUGCUGCGCUGCCCGGGCUCCCUGGCGGCCCUGGCGUGCGCGCGGUCUGGGCGCCACCAGGACGCCCUCACGCUGCUGGAGGGACUGCUGGACGCGGCGGACGGCCUCGGGGAGGAGGGCGACGGCGGCGGCGGCGGUGCCGCAGCCGCAGCCGCUGCCGCCUCCGACUCUGGCUCGGUCGACUGGCCCCCUACACCCCAGCAGCUGCUCGGCAGUGUCGCCACAACUGCCGCCAGCUCCAGCGGCGCCGGCGGUGGUGGCGCUGGAGGCGUGUCGGCGCGUGUACUGCCCUGUGAGGAGGGCGUGUGGCUGGUCUGCCGCCAGGAGUGCCUGGAGGUGCUCGCGCACUGGGACAUAGUGGCUCAGGAGGUCGAGGUGGAGCUGCAGCCCGACGGGCAGGAGGGGCCGGCAGCCGCCGCGCAGCUGGACUUUGGGCCCCUGCUGGAGGAGGCUGCUGGUGCUGACAUCAGAAUGACAUCAUCCCUCUCCUCUGACCAGGAUCCGGACGUAAUCGGCAUCGGCGGCGGCGGGCGCGAAGCGGACGGUGGCGCCGCGCGCCUGCGGCGCUAUACGCGUGCGCUGCUUUUCAGCCCGAUGGCGCGGCCGCGGCUGGGGCAGCUGCUGGCCGCGGCGGAGGGCGGCGGCAGGCGCUGGGCCGCUGCGCUGCGCGACGCGGCUGGUCUGGAGCUGGCGGCCUAUGACCUUUUUCAAGGCAACACGGAGCAGGCGGCGCGCGGGGUGGAUGAGGCACUCAGCCGUGCAAACCGCGGUUUAGCGAUUGCUGGGGUUGUGCUGGUGUAG